This is a messenger RNA of Cyphellophora europaea CBS 101466, 621 nucleotides long. RefSeq lists its product as uncharacterized. The record is from RefSeq and is a predicted model, not a curated record. The coding region runs from base 1 to 621 and encodes 206 amino acids. The transcript is spliced from 3 exons. Gene Ontology annotation, biological process: IMP salvage; GMP salvage; XMP salvage. NCBI's taxonomy places the organism in Eukaryota, Fungi, Ascomycota, Eurotiomycetes, Chaetothyriales, Cyphellophoraceae. Gene Ontology annotation, cellular component: cytoplasm. Gene Ontology annotation, molecular function: hypoxanthine phosphoribosyltransferase activity.
AUGGUUGAAAAAGUCUACGUCACGUACAACGAGGUACAUAAACUGUGCCAGGCCGCGGCACCCCGGAUCCUCGAUGAAUUCACGCCAAAUCUUAUGAUUGCCAUCGGCGGUGGCGGCUAUGUCCCGGCUAGAAUCCUGAGAUCUUUUCUUAAGCAGCCAGGUGCCCCCAAUAUUCCCAUCCAGGCUAUUGGUCUCAGUCUGUACGAGCAACUCUCCGGCGGCGACCCUGUCGAACAACCAGGCACCAAGGUGACCCGCACGCAGUGGCUGGACCUCUCGUCGCUGGAGAUGGCCAACUUGAUCGGCAAAAAUGUCCUGAUCGUGGAUGAGGUGGAUGAUACUCGCACCACACUCGAGUACGCCGUGCGGGAACUGGAGAAGGAUGUUGAGCAAGCGCGACAGCAGCUAGGCAGAACCGAGCAGACCAAGUUCUCCAUAUUCGUGCUGCACAACAAGGACAAGGAGAAGAAAGGCCAUCUGCCAAAAGAUAUGAUCGAUGAUAAGCGCUAUCUGGCUGCAGUGACCGUCUCGGAUGUAUGGAUCUGCUAUCCAUGGGAGGCCACCAACAUCGAUGAGCAUGACGAGCUGGCUAAAACCAAGAGCGCCGUAGCUGGGCCAUAG